Molecule: messenger RNA, 447 nt
Organism: Anisakis simplex (herring worm)
Lineage: Eukaryota; Metazoa; Nematoda; Chromadorea; Rhabditida; Anisakidae
Source: the annotation of a GenBank genome assembly
GGAAAUUGGACUGAAAAACGAGGAUGGGUGUUCGACAAACGUUUUCAGAACAAAUGGGAAUUCGAAAUCGACCCGGACGCAGAAACUCUCGAAGGUUUAACGCUGCGCGUUGUCGUUUAUUUGGUAAGACACAUGAAUGAGAUCCUAGCAGGAGAAUUUACUAGUGGUAUUGCUGGUGAAAAUGAGGAAGAACCGUUCGUGAUGAAAACAACGAGCAAUGCGAUUGGUUACGAGGGUUUUUGUAUUGAUUUGUUGAUUGAAAUGUCAAGAAUCCUCAAAUUCGAUUUCAAAAUUAUUGAGGUUUUGGACGGCACUUAUGGGAUUGAGGAUGAAACAGGAAAAUGGAAUGGACUUAUCGGAGUGCUUCAAAGGCGUGAGGCUGAUCUGUCGGUUUCAGCUGUCACCAUUACGUAUAGCCGUGCCGAAGUUAUUGGUAAGUGCAUAUGA